Messenger RNA from Coniosporium apollinis CBS 100218, 783 nucleotides. RefSeq lists its product as uncharacterized. Lineage: Eukaryota; Fungi; Ascomycota; Dothideomycetes. The coding region runs from base 1 to 783 and encodes 260 amino acids. The transcript has 2 exons. The record is from RefSeq and is a predicted model, not a curated record.
AUGGGAGCCCUCUCGGCAGAGCAGACUUCCGUGGCUGCGUUGUCCCAUCGCACCGUUGCAAUCAGGCUCCUGAAUUCGGCAUUGUCGAAGCCUGCUGAAAGCCGGGGUGAGAGCGAUGCUAGAGUUGCCACCGCUCUUGCCCUCACGUUCCAAGUCACGCAUUUCCCGGACGGGCUUGGGGAGUUUCUGACCAUGAUUCGUGGAUGCCAGCUUAUUGCAACUAACGACAAGCUAAUGGAUUCAGACUCUGCAUUCUACGCCUUCCGCCCAGAAGCCCAUUUGGCGACCAUGAUGCAAAGGCUGAAUGCUGCUGACGUUCAAAUCGAUGCGAGAUCCCUUGAUGCCGCUCUUGCAUCUAUUGAUGCUGUGGGGGCUCUUUGCGUCUCGGACCUAGAGCUGGAGUAUCAUCAGCGUCUCGAAGAGUCGGUCCGGCUUGCGUACAACAGCCCUGGUGAAGCGUACAAAUCCUUUACCGCUCUGUACGGUUGGCCAGGUAGAUGGUCACAGGAGUCAUUCCAAGCCUUUAUAAGUCCGGAUAAUCGGGUUGCUCAAGUCCUCCUUGCGCACUUUCUCGUGAUUCAGGUUGUCUUGGGUCCUAUCCUUAUUUACGAGAGGUUGGGCUGCGAACAAGUCUUUGCUCCGUCGGCGAUGUUAAACUGGUUGGAUAACAUUCAGAAGACCGUCGGGGAUGCAUUCCAGCCAUACUUGGAGUGGCCCAUCGCUGUGUCAGAGUGGAUAUCCAACAAGGUAAUGCCUGUCUCUGAGAUUGAAGAUCACCUGUGA